Messenger RNA from Aspergillus ibericus CBS 121593, 321 nucleotides. RefSeq lists its product as uncharacterized. Lineage: Eukaryota; Fungi; Ascomycota; Eurotiomycetes; Eurotiales; Aspergillaceae. The annotation marks the transcript as partial. The transcript has a single exon. The record is from RefSeq and is a predicted model, not a curated record.
UACCUCCAAUACAACCCCUACAACAACCCCCUCGCCCUACUAAUCACAAACCGCCAAGUAUACGAGGAAACCCGUCAAAUCUUCUACUCCCUCAACACCUUCGUCUUCGACAACGACCUCUUCCUCCCCGUUUUUCUAUUGGGGAUUGGACGUCACAACGCGGUCUUGUUGCGCUCAGUGCACUGGCGCACCAAAAUGCGGCCCUCAGGCGACAACCAGAUAAGUAUUCUCCGGCCGUGGCUGGAUCCAUCCCCCUCAGGAAGGGAUAUGUGGACGAGUGAACUGGCAUAUAUCCGAUUCAUGGGUCUGCUUGCUUCAGAA